AUGGAGGGCGCGGGCGUGCGGGUGACGCGCACCGUGGGGACGCCCGCGCUGCGCAACCUGGACCCGUUCCUCAUGCUGGACGAGCUCAGGUGCCCUGCCGAGGAGGCCGCGGCGGGCUUCCCGGACCACCCUCACCGCGGCUUCGAGACCUGCACGAUCAUGUUCACGGGCUCCAUGCGCCACAAGGACUCGUGCGGCAACGAGGGCCUCCUCAAGAGCGGCGGCGUCCAGCUGAUGACCGCUGGGCGCGGGAUCAUCCACAGCGAAAUGCCCGAGAUGGAGCCCGGCGAGCCGCUCUGGGGGUUCCAGCUGUGGCAGAACCUCCCCGCGAAGGACAAGAUGUGCAAGCCGCAGUACCAGGACAUCCAAGCCGACAAGAUCCCCGUCGCGACGGCCGACGGCGUCACCGUGCGCGUCCUCGCCGGAGAGGCCCUGGGCACCAAGGGGGUCAUCACGCUGCGCAACCCCGGCAUGAUGCUCGACGUGCAGCUGCAGGAGGGCGCGACCUUCCAGCAGCACGUGCCGUCGGAGUACAACGCGUUCGCGUACGUGUGCGACGGCGCGGGCAAGCUGAGCGGCCAGAAGGUCGCGAAGGAGCACGCUGUGGUGUUUGCGCGGGAGGGCGACCUUGUGGAGGCGAGCGCGGGUGCGGAGGGCAUGCGCUUUCUGCUGUUCGCCGGGAAGCCGAUCGGGGAGAAGAUCGUGCAGUACGGCCCGUUCGUGAUGAACACGGAGGCCGAGAUCGAGCAGGCGUUCCUGGACUAUCAAAUGGGGCGGCUGCAGAACCCGCAGGACAACCCCUGGACCGCGGCGUGA
Pedinophyceae sp. YPF-701 is the source of this 816-nucleotide messenger RNA. NCBI's taxonomy places the organism in Eukaryota, Viridiplantae, Chlorophyta, Pedinophyceae. The record is from the annotation of a GenBank genome assembly.